This is a messenger RNA of Columba livia (rock pigeon), 798 nucleotides long. It is a transcript of the gene PIERCE1, whose product is annotated as piercer of microtubule wall 1. The transcript is spliced from 3 exons. Gene Ontology annotation, biological process: axoneme assembly. Lineage: Eukaryota; Metazoa; Chordata; Aves; Columbiformes; Columbidae. The record is from RefSeq and is a predicted model, not a curated record. The coding region runs from base 101 to 475 and encodes 124 amino acids. Gene Ontology annotation, cellular component: axonemal microtubule.
CGCCCUCCCCCGGGGCGGGGCAGCUGCGCGGAGCGAUCGCCGCCCGCUCGCCGCGUCCCGUCACCCGGCAACGCGCGGCGCUUGGCCCGUUCCCGUUCCCAUGUCGGGCCCGGCGGCCGCGGGAGGCCCCGGCCCCCGCACCAGCGACUGGUACCGCACCAGCCCCGGCCUGCCCGGCCGCUUCCAGCAGCCCGGCUGCUUCCGCGGCUACGGGCAGCCGGAGCCGCACCCCCGGUACCGGACCACCAGCCAGGCCUACGGCAGCAAAGCCCCCACGGUGCACGACGUGCCGACCUCGUUCCACGGCACCUCGCACGUGUUUUCCAAGUCUCUGUCGCAGUUUGGCAUGUACAAAGAUAACGGGCUCAACACCGCCCUGGAGAAGAGCCACGUCACCGGCCCGGGCAACUUCAUCACCGCCCACGACUGCGACUUCCACCCCAGCUACAACCCCAGCGGCCCGUCGCACUGUUAGAUCCGCACCGCGCGGAGCCGCUUCGGUUUACUGCUGGCUGCCUGGGUCAAAAAAAUAACAGAACACAAAUAAAACACCACCAAGCAAACAGUAUCAGUGACCUUACCCUAAAUCUGGUGCUGAGCCUCAUCUAAAAGCAGGACGUAUCAUUAGAAGUUAAGAUUUUAAAUGGUUUCUGUACUAUUAAAUGAAUAACCAAACUGCAUGUUUUCCAGAGGUGUUCAUCAAGCCUUUGGAUUUCUUACAGAAAACAUGUUUGUCUUUCUUACCUCUCAAAACGACAAUGUUUUAAGAAAUUACUCAAAUAAAGACAACUGAUAAGA